AGCAUAUGUAAUUUAUGUCACCAAAAUAGUGUUCUUGAUUCUCCCUCCUCUCUCUCUGUUUCAAGUACUCUGUUCUUUCUUUUCUCCUUCCCCUGUUUCAACCAAUUUUAUCGUUAAGGAAGAAAUGGGUGCUUUUGAUUUUCUUUCAGAUUACUUCUCAGUUUCCACCCCAAGAAAGAAACGCAAGCCAAUGCAGACAGUGGAAAUCAAGGUGAAAAUGGACUGUGAUGGCUGUGAAAGAAGAGUUCGGAAUUCUGUUUCCAACAUGAAAGGUGUGAAGGAAGUGGAGGUGAACAGAAAGCAAAGCAAGGUAAGUGUGACAGGCUAUGUGGAUAGAAACAAGGUCCUAAAGAAAGUGCAGAGCACAGGAAAAAGAGCAGAGUUUUGGCCCUAUAUUCAAUAUAACUUGGUGGCAUAUCCAUAUGUAGCACAAGCAUAUGACAAAAAGGCACCAUCUGGGUAUGUGAAAAACACUGAUCUAGCACUCCCCAAUCCAAACGCACCUGAUGAGAAGCUCACCACCCUCUUCAGUGAUGACAACCCCAAUGCAUGUUCAAUCAUGUAGAGCAAUUUUAGUCAUACACAAGAUCAAGGGCUAGCUAGUAGAACUUAGAAGAGCAGGGAAGGUUGUUUUGUGACUACUUAGGCGAUCGUUGUGAUAGUUACCUGUGUUUAAUUACCACUAUUAUAUGUACUUCAUGGUCAUCUUGUAGAAACUGCUUAUAAUAGUAGUUAUGAUGUACCUAUGUGUUCUUAACAUACCAAGUUUUAACUUCAGUAAUAAUGGAAAAGUAAAAGAUGAUAAUUGGUGCUAUGA
Molecule: messenger RNA, 817 nt
Organism: Lotus japonicus
Lineage: Eukaryota; Viridiplantae; Streptophyta; Magnoliopsida; Fabales; Fabaceae
Product: heavy metal-associated isoprenylated plant protein 20-like
Exons: 3
Coding region: 125-565 (146 amino acids)
Molecular function (GO): metal ion binding
Source: RefSeq, a predicted model, not a curated record